UGUUUGACCAUUCACAACGAUUUCCCUUCCCCAGAUUUUCGAGUUCCCAGGUGUUGUUGAACGCGGCAGAUGUACAUAUUGUAACCGCGAGUCAUUUUCUGAUUGCGUCACCAGAAAGCGUCACAUUCUCAAAAACCGUUUGGUUUAUUGUGUUUAUUUAGGGUGGAUGUGCCCCGGCUGCCAUCGACCCUCAAAAUGACCAAAUUACAGUUUUUAAAUGUAUUUUUGACCGAACGUUUGAUGUUAGCCGCCCAAGAGAUAUAUAAGCAAGUGGAAGAGACAAUAUUAGAAUACCAAGAAGAAAUACUCCAGGGAAAGAGAGAGAAUGAUCAAUUGAGACGCAAGUUUGGGAUUCCAUGGCCAGACCGAGAGCCCUUUGCUCCUGUAGAAUCUGAGGAGGAGGGAGGCAUUGGGCAAAAGCAGGAACCAGAGCCAAGGCAGACUAUGGAGAAACAGGAGGGAAGGACCAGGAAGGAGGAAAAUCAGUUUAGAGGACCGGACUCUCAGUCUAUAUUCACUCCUUCCAAUGGAAAUGAUGACUAUGAUCAGAACCCACCUCAACACACCUCACUCAGUCAGUUCCAAACUCUCACCGGGGAGAGUAGAGAGGGAGGCUCUCUGUCCAGCUCAUCAACAUCCAAACCAAUCAAAACAGAGACUGAAGGACUGGGUGUUUGUCCAUUUGAUCCGUCAAGUGACCCCAAUACAUUCUCUUCGUCAGUGAACCUUGACCUUUCGGCAGCACAUAGUGAGAACAGUGACUAUGAAAACACGGAUGACUUCUGGUGCUGUGCGGUGUGGAGGGAAGGCCAGGAGGAGGUGGAGGGUGUGGUUCCCAGUACCUGGGUGGUGGGAAGGAAGGUCCUGUGGCCUCCAGCCAAUGGGAGGAAGGCUCUGAAAGAGAGACACAAGCCAGGAGCCAAUUGGACGACAUAUGACCUUGUUAAGGUCAAACUAUUCUCAGAAUCUCUGGAAGAGUGUGAAGGCUACAGUAGGUCCAGUGAUGAGCUCACUGACAACGGAGACAGUGAGCCCAACACACAAAAGAAGAAGAGGAGGAGGAGGAAGAGGAGGACGGGUGAGGGGCACGUUACCGGCACUGAUCAGAUACCUCAAGGAGGACCCAGUGGAGAUGGAAGGAUACACACAGGUGUGUCAGGAUCCUCAAACUCUCCUCCUCUGAAGAGGAGAGUGAUGACGAAAUCUGGAACCCUGGAGGAGAGUUCUGGAGCUCUAGAAGCAGAACCUCAGCUGGAUCCAUCUGAGCUCAGAGGCCUCGACGACGCACUCAACAAGGAGAGCUACCUCAUAGAGGGACCACACUCUUCUGACGCAUGGGAUUCUGUUUUUCCAACCUCUCAGUCCAGAGAGGGAACAUUCCUAAGUGGACAGGAUGUGAUGGGAAACCUGCUGAAUUCAACCCAAAGUUUUCCUCUUCCAAAUGACCAGUUCCAGGAGCAGGUCCUGGGUCUGCUGGUGGACAUCAGACAGUCAGUGUGGGAUCUAGGAGGAAGGGUGGGAGUUCUAGAACACUGGGGUGGUUCUAGGGGUUCUGGAACAGAUUUCCAUUUUGACGUGUGCAGAACCUACGAGGACAUGGCCAACCUGGAGAAAGUUCUAGAGCCUCCUGAGGUAGCUGCCCAGAUGAAACAGUUCCUGAGCAGGAUCGGUGGGAACACCUUGAGGGAAAAUGUCACCAGGGUGAUGGAGAGGCUGAUGACCAAUGAACUGAUGAGUACCUUCAACAUGAAAGGAAGGAAAGGAACCAAGAAGAGUUUUCUCACACACUCCCUCAGUAAAAUCAUUAUUGACAGCAUCAUGAUCACCCACCCGUACGCCACAGAGUCUGCUGUGAUGCACCUGAUGGCCAACGUACUGAAGUACGCCCCAGACCGACGCGGAGGAGGAGGCAGACCCCCCAGACAGUCACCCCAGGUCCCCCAUACCCAGAGACAGCAACACAUCCAACAACACAUCAACAUCAAACAGGAGCAAGACUAUUAAUGCCUGGACACCUUCUUUCUAGCCUGCGUACCAGUCUGUUUGUGCUAUUAUUGUCAUGCCAAGGAGUGGGAUGAUAGCACAGACUGGUACCCAGGCUACCUUCCUACUCUACCUGGGUCAUAUUCACUAGUAGUCACCAAACCAGUGUUAAUUUCGUCAACAAAAAUAGUGACUAAAAUAUUCAGCAAGCACCUAUUUUUCAGUGGCAAUUGACAAGACUAUAACUGAAUAAAUAGACCCAGAAUAAGAACUAGAAAUAAACUAAAAUCAUAUUUCAUUCCAGUUGACUAAAACUGGACGAGAAUAAAUGAUCUGACUAAAAUCAGAUAAGUGGACUGGACAAUAGUUUUUGGAGAUAUUGAGAGCUUUUCUGUGAUAAGCACAAUUAAUAUUAGCAGUGGGAAGGACUUGCCACAUCACCUGGUGAGCUGGGGGGGGAGCAAGCGAUGAGUGUGGACAGAGACCAGCUCCACUCUGCCUUCGAUUAUACACAUCACUCAGGCGACUCUCUUGCUUCCUCGUAGCUAACCAGUCACCACCAGCCUUCUGGUUAGCUACCCCUUGUCUGGUUAAGAAACAAGCUGCUUUAUGAAAUGAAAAACAAUAGCAGCGUUGAGUUUAAUAGUAAAACAACAGUCUAGCUCCCUUGAGUUUAGAAAAGUAGGCUGUCUUUGGUAUUUGUAGUCUCGCUCAACCCUCCCACUUUCCCCACUGCAUUUCAUAGCCAGGUUCUGUAGCCAAGACUCCCUCUUUUCCUCCGAGAAAAUGGCUUGAGAGAUUACCUUUCAAAAGAUAUGAGUCAUAAUACUUGGACCAGGACUGGAGCGCUGGGUCUCGGGAGUUCAGUCAUAGGGACUGGAACUUGAGCACAGAGGACUUGGGACUCGAUUGGGAUUUGAGGUUUAAUGACUUGACUACAUCACUGGGUGAAAUGGUCAUUUAACCCCCCCUUCUACGUCCUGACAUCAGUGUGGCAUCUGGGAAAUGGUGAGAACAAUGAUGUGACGGAGGUGCAACCCACACUACUGUGUCAAUACGUGAUAGUACCUCGCCCCCUCCCUUUCUCUCCUCCCACCAUCCCCCCCUGCGCUUGUGUGUCUGUUUGUUUUUUAUGUAAUGUAUAAUAUCUAUGUAGGCUGAAUUAGGAAUUUACAUGGCCCGUUAAUACUUAAAUAUGUUUAUCAUAUUUCUGCUGCUGGGAAGACAAUAGGAUGUUAUGCAGAAAAAUGUUUGUAGGACAAGGCUAUGUAUGUUUAUGCACAUGGGAGUCUGAUUUAUGUUUACUAUGUGUUAAUGAGGCAAUACAAAUGUGAUGUGACUAAAGGGCAUUUAGUUGACAAGAAAAACUAUACUAAAUCAUUAUUCAAAUAACAAAAAUGUGAGUGAGACUUAAUUAUAAUUUAGUCAAACUGACUUAAGAUUAGUCUAAAUCUAAAAAAAAGAGUGCCAAAAUGAAUAAUGUGCCAAACGGACUGAAACAGGUACUGCCUGGUCCCAGAUCAGUUUGUGUUCUUGACAAGCCCAUUGCUAUCAUUGUCAAGCCAAACAAGAAGAUUGCAAGAGAGCAGACACAGACUGGCAUUGCAUCCAGGCUAACGCCUACUGUACUGUAGGCCUACCUGAUGUACCCUCAGCCACCUUCCGCUUUAAUGUUUCACAUUUAUUAUACAUGCACUGUAUCAUCAUUAUUUGCCUUUUUGAAUUUAAUAUUGAAUUUAGGAUGAAUUUAAUCGGUUUUUAAGUUAUGAAAAUUCAUUUUUGGAAUUAAUGAUUGGAAGUAGUAUUUUAUAAUGUACAAAGCCUUGACUUCUGGUUCUAAAUAAAAUGCAUGCCUUGAGUUA
This is a messenger RNA of Oncorhynchus nerka (sockeye salmon), 3845 nucleotides long. RefSeq lists its product as uncharacterized. The transcript has 13 exons. Lineage: Eukaryota; Metazoa; Chordata; Actinopteri; Salmoniformes; Salmonidae. Bases 196 to 2004 code for a protein of 602 amino acids. The record is from RefSeq and is a predicted model, not a curated record.